UUCACGUGGUGACGUUCUAGCCUUGCCUGUAUGUCUUUCACAGUUGGCGACAGUGGAAAUGUUUUCGACCCUGCCCGUGUGUACGAAUAUUUGGAGAAGAUGACGAUAAGCCCAAUAACUUAUUUGAACACCAAAGUCUCUUCAUUAUAAACGUGAUACUGCUUAGAGUGACGUACAUAUCGUGAUAUCCAGCCGAGAAAGAAGAAACGAAAAACCACACUGACACAGCCGCGGAUUUUUGUGUGGCUGGGUAGCGCCAACGUUAGCUAGCUAACGUUAGCUAGCUAUGGAGGAUAUUAACUCAAACAUCAACGCGGACUUGGAGGUGCGCAAGCUGCAGGACUUGGUAAAGAAACUCGAACAGCAAAACGAGCAGCUCCGUAGUCGGUCUACUCUAUUGUCUUCGUCUGGAGCAGUGUCAGGAAACCAUAGACCCCUUAGUGCUGGAUAUGACUCACCCCUGUCAGCCGCCUCGGCGGCGGGGCUGGCCGGCUUCCCUGGGGUGGGGUUCAGCGGAACGGGUGCCUAUGGAGGGCUUUUGGAAAACUCCCGUUGUUUGAGCCCCAGACUGUCAUAUGAUGGCAUCAGUUUCAGGAGAGCAUAUGAGGGCGAGGGGGCAUCGGCUGCCACCUCUUUCACUGGCAUCAAUUCGUACUUUACUGACGCAGGGGAAACACUGGGUUUUAUGGAUGAAGGGGAAACUUCAAUCUUGGAUGAAGUAGACAUCCUCGAUCUUGAAGACAUGGAUUGUCUGAACGAAGAUGAAGACAGCUGGCUGUAUGAGGCGAAGCUGAACAGCCCUUGGCAGAAAGCCUUGAGUCCCAUCGUGUGGUGUCGCCAGGCUCUGGACAACCCCAGUCCUGACAUGGAGUCAGCCAAGCGCUCCCUCAUCCACAGACUGGACCUCACCAUGUCAGCAAACAAGCGGAGGAGCCUGUAUGGAAGUCCCUAUAGUCCCCAGGUGAACUACGGAAGCCCAUACAGCACAAACACAGUGAACAGCCCCUACAGCAGCGGCUUCAACUCCCCUUCCUCCACCCCCAGCAGGGUGCCCAUCGUCAGACAGCAGCUGAUGCCCCCUCUCCACCAGGCUCACCAGCAGCAGCGUGGUGGCUCAGUAGAGAGAGAGAGGAACGCCCCACCGGUCAGCCCUCAGUCUUCAAUAGACAGUGAGCUGAGCACCUCGGAGAUGGACGAGGACUCUGUGGGAUCCUCCACCACAUACAAACUCAACGACGUCACUGAUGUACAGAUCCUGGCUCGCAUGCAGGAGGAGAGUCUUCGGCAGGACUAUGCUGCCACAGCUUCCAGGCGUAGCUCUGGUUCGUCCUGCCACUCUCUGAGACGCAGCACCUUCAGUGACCAGGAGCUGGACGCCCAGAGUCUAGAGGACGAUGAGGAGGCUGUACACCCCGCCUUCCACCUCCCCUCGAACCGCUUCUCCCACUCUCCCAGACACUCCCCCCGUGCCUCCCCCAGGAACUCACCCCGCUCCCGCUCCCCAGCACGUUCCCUGGAGUACAACCACAGCCGGGGCUCCCCGCAGCCAAUCAUCAGCCGGCUGCAGGCGCCACGUCACUCCCUGCAGGGCCACGCCCCCCAAGACCUGCAGACCAAUGUGGUGAAGAACGAAGAGAAGCUGGGGCGUAGUCUUCCUAACUUGACCCGCUCCAACGUGGCCCAGCAGGGCCCAGAGCCCGUCAAGAACAGCAAGAGCUGUGAGUCCAACCUGCAAGUGCCAAACGGAAGCUCACCGAGACACCAGGCAGUCAGUCAGUCUGCCAUAGCCCAGCACUCCUCCACUCCACUCCACUCCCGGUACUCUACCCCCCCUCGCUCCUCCCAAACAGGAACUCCCGCUCGAUCCUUGCUGUCCCCGAAACCCAAACAACACCUCCAAAGCCCUUCUUCCCUCCGAGUCCAUCUUUCCUGUUGCUUUGGAGAAGAAGGGGAUUUCAUCCCUUCUCCCAGUAAGCUGCGAACCCCAGCCACCCCGUCUCCCCUGGCCCUGAGGCAGCCUGUAAAGGCCACGUCUACCCCUGGCUCUGGAGCCUCCACCCCCACACGCUCCCUGGGCCCAGCACGCAGCGGCCUGCCCCGGCCCAGUGCAGGAGGAGGAGGAGGUGGCAUCCCUGUGCCUCGCAGCAAACUGGCCCAGCCAGUACGCAGGUCUUUACCUGCCCCUCGGACCUACAGUAGCGGAGAGAACUGGAGAGAGGGCUGCUACUGAGGCUGGCAUGGCCAGCAGGGGGCACUGUUGCUCUCUCAUCAGCACAAAGAGGCAUACAAACAUUACAAUGCAGCACUUUAUCAACCAAGAUUACUUUUACCAUGAAUCAAGAAACUAUAUCAAAGACACAAGUCACAUUCUUCGUACUAUCAUGAGCAACAGGAUCUGAACAGCUGAAGCAACAUGGUGUGUGUAUCUGUGUGGAGAGGUUCUGAAAGGGCCAGGGUCCGUGCUAUUCCGGUUCCUUAGGACGUCCCUACUAGUGGCCCGCAACUGCUAAUAACCCAUCCGGAACCGCCCGACAAUAUGUGAAAAUCUGAGGUCCGCACCCGACCCUAACCCGCUAAUAUAGAACAUGCGCUGUAUACCACAUUCGAAACCAGCUAAACUAUUUUUUGACAGGGGGUGCAGGAUUUUUUUGUCGUUGCUUAAUUUAGAUAUGUUUCUGCUUAUAAUUUCUAACAUUUUAGUAGGCUAUUUGUUAGUCAACUUGUCUAGAAUUAGAUACAUGCAGCUUCUCUUCUUUCAUUAUAUGUAGCCCUAGAAGACUAAGUAAAUUAAUCAGUAGAAUGAACACUUCAAUCUAGUUGACAUCGGUAAAGUUUUCUGUCAUCUGUUUCUUUUGCGGAUGAAAGACUUUUAGGGACCGGGAAGAAAAUGCAAUAACAAAAAUAUAAACAGGAACGAUUUUCUGUGCAAAAUUUUCUAAGGAAAUCGAACGCUGUGAAAAAGAGCUGUGAAAAAGAACGUCAUAUUUCUCCACUCCUGUUCCUGAGUCAAAAUGUUGCCUACAUUUGGUGUAUAAUUUUACUUCAGGAAAUGCUUAAUUCUGCAGGAGUUAAUAUUAAGGCUAUGUGGGAGGUUGUGAUUGUCAAAUUUGUGUAGCGUCUCAAUCAUACAUAACAUAAACAUAGGUUUAGGGUAGGGAUGUCCCAAGGGUCCUGUAUAGCAUUGACCAAGGGGCCAGGCAGGGCUGGCAUGCGGAGGGGGCCAGGCAGGGCUUGCAUGCGGAAGCCCAGAGAUGCCAAAGAAACCAGCCGAGCUCCAGCUUCACUGCGCCUCCAGAGGGCACUGUCACAUGCCUCUGGGUGUCUGUUCAGCCAUCAGUCAAUCACACAAUGCUUCUCUCCAUCUCUCCCUUACUCCUUCCCUCGUCUCUUUUAUCUUUUCACCUCCCUCAGGUUGAAAUGUUUCUACACAUUUCUCUUUUUGCAGUCUGUUCUUAACAGAUGCCUUGGUCAGAGAUCUCUAUGAUGAUGCUGUGCAGGUGAAGUGUUCCCUUAAUGUUAAAGAAAUGUUGUGAAUGUUUUACGAAGUGAACUCACCUCUGUAUGGUUGUGUUGUCAAAUCAUAGUUUUUGUUCACUUGUGAAACAACUAGAAUGUAUUAAUGUUUGUUUGGGACAUUAUUUAUUCAAAUAAUUAUUUAAAGAGUUCCUUUUCCAAAUAUACAUUUUCAGCAUUCGUUUUCUAUUGAUUUCAAUAAUUUUUUAAGAAGUGAACAUUUUGAACCUCAACUGCAAAGCUUAUUCUCCAAAGUCUUUUUAGAUGGUUUAAUAACAGGACAUUUGUGUUUUUAUGUUGAGAACUGGUAGAAACAGGCCAAAGCCCCAUCUCUGACCUUAACCAUAACUAUGGCUUAACCUGGACUGACUAUCACAUAUUUUCCAGAGCUGGGUAGUCAGUAGUCAUGUCAAACUGGGCCAAUCACUGGUAGCUGUCACAAUCUCACUCCAAAUCUACUUCUGGAUUGGUUGGUUAGUUCCAUCUGCUCUCCCACAUUAGAUUAAUGUGCAGUUACAAUAUCUACUGUAUAGUCAGACAUGCUCCCACUAAAACAUAUAGAAUUCCACACUUGUAACCCUGAGAUCUGAGCAUGCAGCAAAGGCUUGAUGUAGUUCAUUUAAAACCUGCAACAAUAUUGUGUGAGUGUAUGUUAUGUCAAGACGGAGAGAAUAAAUGAUCAUGACAUCUUAAGUAAGAUAAUAAUGGAAGUUCAAUAAGUUAGUGGCCAUUUGCCUCUUGUGCUUUAAAAUGAAUCAGGAGUGCCGAGAUUCAUAGGGAUGGUAUUGGUGUGCCAGAAAUUAUCAAACUAGUGCCUAUUCAUUUAAAGUUUCACUUUAUUUUGAAUGUGCUUUUAUUUGUUCAUUUAUCAUUAUGUGCCAAUAAUGUCUUGGUUUGCCAAUAUAAUUUGUGUCUUUGCAUUUCUGCUUGAUUUUGUAAUUGUAUCAACAAUGCAUUUAUAAUUGCUUGUGUAUAAUAUGCGCCAUGAUAUUUAUAACAAAUGACUCUCAUUCUGUAAAUGAAACUAUUUAAGAGAGAGGUGCCUCUGUAUGUCAAGGUUUGGAUUUAGUGGAAAACUUGGCUAGUGUUGCAAAAAAUACAUGCUUCACCAUUUUGGGAUAGUUUUUGUUAAUUCACCUUUUUAUAUUCACCAACAUGACAUUCGGGGUUGGAUUCAAUUCGUAUUGCAUAAGCAUCGCAGAAGAUCCGUGUUGAAAUUUAAAGGCAAUGUUCCCGCGUCCACAGAGACUACGUUCUACAUUCACGCUGCAUAUGUCGGUUCAAUCGGAAAUUACCUUUACAUUACAUUAACACGGAUGUUCUGCGAUACGGGUUGAAUCCAGGCCUCGGAUUCCCUGUAUAAACUCACAUUUCAAAUUUAAAAAGUUGAGAAAC
Messenger RNA from Salvelinus fontinalis (brook trout), 4908 nucleotides. RefSeq names its product SLAIN motif family, member 2 (gene slain2). The coding region runs from base 287 to 2230 and encodes 647 amino acids. The record is from RefSeq and is a predicted model, not a curated record. Gene Ontology annotation, biological process: cytoplasmic microtubule organization; positive regulation of microtubule polymerization; microtubule nucleation. Gene Ontology annotation, cellular component: microtubule plus-end. NCBI's taxonomy places the organism in Eukaryota, Metazoa, Chordata, Actinopteri, Salmoniformes, Salmonidae. The transcript has 10 exons.